Dalotia coriaria is the source of this 976-nucleotide messenger RNA. RefSeq names its product collagenase-like. Gene Ontology annotation, molecular function: serine-type endopeptidase activity. The transcript is spliced from 5 exons. The coding region runs from base 105 to 926 and encodes 273 amino acids. NCBI's taxonomy places the organism in Eukaryota, Metazoa, Arthropoda, Insecta, Coleoptera, Staphylinidae. The record is from RefSeq and is a predicted model, not a curated record. Gene Ontology annotation, biological process: proteolysis.
AUAAAUACGCCGCCAUUGGUGCAGACAAUCAGUGUUCGAGUGUUCUUGACACACAAUUCACACACUGCAAGUAAUAAUAGAGAAGUAAUAAAAUAGAAGUCAACAUGAAAGUGUUUAUUUUAUUGUGCAGUUUUGCGCUUGUCUACGCUGGGCAAGAUGGCGGCGUUGUGGUCAACAAUGCACCAAAUAACUCCAGCUCCGAGGGGAGAAUAAUCAACGGAAUCGAAGCGGCACGUGGUCAAUUUCCAUGGCAAGUCGGCAUUUUCCACACAAUCAACGGCAACCGACAAUUCUGCGGCGGCGCACUGCUCAACAACCAAUGGGUUUUGACAGCUGGACACUGCGUAUACAAUGCCAAUACUUUUGAGGUUAUCUUGGGCGCAACUCGUGCUUACGACAAUCAAAACGGUAAAAUAACAAUGAAGAUCGAAAAGGCACUGUAUCAUCCACGUUACAAUCCCAAUAACCUCAACAAUGACGUGGCUGUGAUUAAACUCAUCUCGCCCGUGCAAUACAGCAACUACAUUCAGCCAAUUAGGUUGCCUAAGUCAUCGGAUUACCUUCAACCUAAUAAUUAUGUCUGGGUCAGUGGAUGGGGAAAGACUAGUGAUCAACAGUCGCAGAUUACUAAUAUUUUGAAUUACGUCCAAUUGAGAACCAUUUCUAACCAAGAAUGCAAAAAUUAUUUCAACUCUAAUUUAAUCUUGGAUAAUGUUGUUUGUUGUGAUGGCAGACAAAUCCAAUCCACUUGUAAUGGUGAUAGUGGUGGUCCACUCAUUCAAGAAAUCAAUGGCGUCUGGACCCAUGUGGGUAUUGUGAGUUUUGUGAGCACUAGGGGAUGCGCUGUGGGUUAUCCAAGUGGAUUCAUACGUACUGCUUCCGUUCUGGACUUUAUCUACACCAACACAGGCAUUUCUCGUCAAUAAUUACCAAAUGUUAAAAUAUAAAUAAAUAAAUAUGUUGUUAUUGAACAAAA